Molecule: messenger RNA, 3809 nt
Organism: Periophthalmus magnuspinnatus
Lineage: Eukaryota; Metazoa; Chordata; Actinopteri; Gobiiformes; Gobiidae
Product: ras-related protein Rap-2a-like
Exons: 2
Coding region: 217-768 (183 amino acids)
Biological process (GO): negative regulation of cell migration; Rap protein signal transduction
Cellular component (GO): plasma membrane
Molecular function (GO): GTP binding; GTPase activity; GDP binding
Source: RefSeq, a predicted model, not a curated record
GAGGAGACAAUGCGCAGCCGCGUGUUUAGCUCAUCUGACGGUGGUUAGCUCGUGCGUAAUGCGAUGUGCGGCACCGCUGUGUCUAUGAAUAGCCCAUUUUUGUGCAUUAUGGAUGGUCUGCCUCCCAGAUAGCGUGGGAAUUGUGUCGUAAACAUGUUUUGUAAGCGGUUUUCCCAUGCCUAAAUCAUGCGUAAACACUGAUUUUUGGAAUUGGAGAUGCGGGAAUACAAAGUCGUGGUAUUGGGAAGCGGUGGAGUCGGCAAGUCGGCGCUCACGGUUCAAUUUGUGACCGGGACUUUUAUUGAGAAGUACGACCCGACCAUAGAGGAUUUUUACCGUAAGGAGAUCGAAGUGGACUCCUCGCCUUCGGUCCUGGAGAUCCUGGACACGGCCGGCACGGAACAGUUCGCGUCCAUGCGGGAUUUGUACAUCCGAAACGGGCAGGGCUUCAUCCUGGUCUACAGCCUCGUGAACCAGCAAAGUUUCCAAGACAUCAAACCAAUGCGAGACCAAAUCAUACGAGUGAAGAGGUAUCAGCAGGUGCCAGUGGUUCUGGCCGGAAACAAAGUGGAUUUGGUGGAGGAGAGGGAGGUCUCUGUGGGGGAGGGGCGGGCCUUAGCCGAGGACUGGGGCUGUCCGUUCAUGGAAACUUCAGCCAAAAGCAAAACGAUGGUAGAUGAGCUGUUUGCAGAGAUUGUACGACAAAUGGACUUCUGCCCCCUGCCUGACCGGAGGAGAGUGUGCUGUCCCAAGUGCAGCCUCCAGUAGCAACACUAAACUAAACAAAUGGUGCUUUAAAUGAGAGAAGGAGAAAGACAAGAGUGGGUUUACAUUGAGGACUAAAUCAGGACUAAAACCAGGUCUAAACAGGGCUAAACUAAAGGAUGAUCUAGGACAAAAUCAGGACUAAACCAGAUCUAAAAUAGAAUAAACUAGAACUAAUCUAGUAAAUUUAGUACUAAACUAGGUCUAAAUCAGUCGGUAUCACAUCACAACAGUGCUUUAAAUAUGACAAAGGAAAGAAUGCAAGAUUCAACCUGCAAAAUUAGUGUGUUUACAUUGAGGACUAAACCAGGACUAACCCCGGACUAAAGUAGUAGAUAUAUGUCCCAAAUGCAGCCUGCAAAAGUAACAAUAAACUACAUGAUGGUGUUUUAAAUAAGAGACAAAGAGAAAGAAUUCAACCAGUGAUAGACUGGGUUUACAUUGAGGACUAAAUCAGGACUAAACCAGGACUAAAACAGGUCUAAACAUGGCUAAACUAUAGGAUGAUCUAGGACAAAAUCAGGAUUAAACCAGGAUUAAAUCAGGAUUAAAAUAGGAUAGACUAGGACUAAUCCAGGUCUAAACCAGAACUAAACCAACUCUAUACCAAGACUAAACCGGGACUAAACCAGGACUAAACCAGAACCAAACUAAAUGAUAAAACUAGAUUGAAACCAGGACUGCGCUAGGACUAAACUGUACAAUUAAACUAAGACAAAAUCAGGAGUAACCCAAGGCUUAACUGUGAAGGUAAACUAUGAAGAAAACAGGACUAAACUAGAACUAAAGCAGGACUAAACUGUACAAUAAAACGAAAUCAGGAGUAACCCGAGACUUAACUAACUUACCUUAACAAGGAUUAAACCACCAUCAGAACUCAACCAGGAUGAGGUCCUUUAUCAGGACUAAACCUGGACUAAACCAGGAGUUAAGUAGUAGCAUAACGUAGGAAGUAGGACUAUGUCAGGGCUGAAACAAGUCCAAACCAUAUCUAAUCCAGGUCUUAACUAAAACAGGUCCAUAUGCUCAAGCACUUAACGGAGACAGUGGCUGCAUUGAGACUUCCACACCGCAUACUAAUUGGUACUUAACUAGGAGUAAACCUGGAACUAAACCAGGAUUAGACCAGAACUAAACCAGGAUUAGACCAGAACUAAACCAGUUCUAAACCAGGACUAAAUCAACAUUAUUUGCACAUAUUUGAAAAAGCCAAAUCAAAACUGGAUUAAUCAAAUUCUCAAUGUAAACACACAGUGACAGUUAAUCUAUCUGAUAUUUUGACUAUUGCAUUCUGGGAAAUGUAGGCAAAAGACACAAGUGGCCAAAAUUCAGGUUUUAUUUCACAACUCUUUUCUGGACUUUUUUUUCUUUCUACAAUAACUUUUGUCUCAUUCUUCAUUGUCUUCUUUUAUUUAAUUUAUCCUGUUCCCAGAAAAGCAAAAUGGUGCCAAAAUCCUCCAUCAAGAUCAUUGGACCAAGGAAGAAUCUGUGCUAAGGUUUUGGGAACAUUGCCAUGGAGAUAAUGCAAUUCAGCAACUUCUUCAAUCUUAAUACAGUGUAAUGCUGUGCAAAAGUCUUAGGUGAUUUUUUGGAGUUUAAAACAGGACUAAUCCAGGGCUAAACCAGGGCUAAACCAGGACUAAAUCAGGCCUAAACCAGAACUAAACCUGGUCUAAACCAGGACUAAACCAGGAUUAACCCUGGUCUAAACCAAGACUAAACCAGGACUAUACCAGGACUAAAUCAGGCCUAAACCAGGUCUAAGCUUGGUCUAAACCAAGACUAACCCUGGUUUAAACCAGGACUAAAUCAGGACAAAACCAUGCCUGAACCUAGUCUAAACAGGACUAAACCAGGAUUAAGCCAGGUCUAUAUCAGGACAUAAAAAGAUCUAAAUAAAUUAUCAAAUAGGGGUUAAACAACAAAGUAAAAUGGAGUUAAUAUGGAGUAAAGCUGGUCUAAACCAUCCUAGGUCUUGAGCAGGACCUACUAAUAUCAGAUCUAAACCAGGACUAAACCAAAGAACAAAGCCAAGACAAAAUCAGGUCUGAAAUGUAAAUGGUACUAGGUUUUAAGCAGAACUAGAUUAAAUUCCAGGGUUAGGGUUACCAGGACUAAACCAGACCUAAACCAGGACUAAACCAGGCCUAAACCAAGACUAAACCAGAACCAGAAGUCCUCUCAAAGAUUUCUAAAACUUUAGCAGUUUUCAGUAUUUUUGAUUUCUACAUUUGGUUGUGGUGUCACUGUGAGCUGCUGGUCCAGAUGCUCGGCCUGUUUGAGUGAAUGAUUUUAAUGAAUGAAUGUGCAAGAUUAAAUAAAUUGCACCUUUUUGACGUGAAGACCCAAAAAUAUCUAAGUGUCCAAACUAUAAGUGUCCAAACUUCUUGUAGAAUCGUGGGAUUAAGUAAAGCAUGACAAGGUAAAUAAACUGCACUGACACAAUCACAAAAUUACAAAAAAAAACUAGAGGUAUGAUUCUGUCCAUGGCCCAUAUAAUGCUGUUUUUAGAAUCUUUGUUCUAAUGUUUCCUCAUCACAAACAGACCUGGAGUUGUGUUUUGUUUCAUUCACACAUGUUUAACAUACAAACCCUGCAUAUUUAGGCUGAGUUCUUCUCUCAAACAGAAAACACAGUUCCAGCUUGUGAUGUCAUCAUGUGGUAAUACAGGAAGUGCUCCACUGUGUUUUUAAACUCCAUACACCUUUACUAGAAUCAUUCGGAUCAUUUCAGCUCUGGAAUUGCCAAACGUUACUGAACUAAAGGUAAAAGGAGGUGUUAACUUGAAAACUACCACUUCAUGACAUCACAAGGUGGAACUGAACAUUUUGAGCUUUGAAGAUGUAGACAGACUAAUAAUAACGGGUUACUCAAACAUGUGUGAAUGAAACAAAACACAACUCUAGGUCUGUUUUUGAGGAGGUAAAAGGAUUAUAACAUAUCUUAAAGCUCACAAGAGUCACUUUUGUGUGAUAUAGGACCUUUAAAGUGGAAUAGACUGGUCUUUAAAGAUGCACUGUGUAAUUUUUCUGGUAUAGGGUCUG